AUGGCAUCGGACGAAACGAUGAACGGGUGCUUCCGCAUCAUAGGCGAGGCCAUCUCGGUCGAGCCCGAAGACUUCCAAGACCACGAGACCUGGCACUUCCUCGGCCUCAAGGGCCUCUUGGCUUCAGCCACAGCAUCCGAUCUCAAGGCUCAGACGGACGUGAAAGAUAUCCCGGAUGAUGUCUUCGAGAAAUUCCCGACGGUCGGAGCAUUCAGAGCCUUCCUCAAGGGCGACUCAUCAUCACCGUCGAAGAGGAAAGACGACGACGAGGAGGAGCCCGCCAAUCCAUGGGACGGGAUCCCGAAGCCCAAAGUUCCCCUUUCAAUCAUUCUCCAGGGCAAACCAGAGACGUCCCACAUGACCGUCUUCCUCUUCCCCGACGGCUCCGGCGCCGGAGGCUCCUACCUCAGUCUUCCCCCCGUCGGCGACGGAAUCUGUCUCAUCGGCCUCAACUCGCCCUUCCUCCGGCAGGCGCAGAACUUCACCUGUUCCAUCCCGCGCAUGGCCCGACUCUGGCUCGACGAAGUGCGAAAGCUACAACCCAAAAGCCAACCGUACAUCCUCGGCGGCUGGAGCGCGGGCGGCUUCUACUGCUACGAGGUCGCCAAGCUACUCACGCACGCCGGGCAGCGCGUGGACCGGCUGAUCCUGAUCGACUCGCCGUGUCGCUACCUCUACGAAGCCUUACCGGCGCAGGUCGUCGACGAGCUGACGCGCAACGGCCUCAUGGGCGCCAGCGGCGAGAAGAAGGCCCCCGAAUGGCUCGUGCAGCACUUCACCUCCACCGUCCUCUCCGUCGACAAGUACUGGCCGGAGCCCUUCACGCCCGCCACCGUGCCGCCCCAAAUCCACUUCAUCUGGGUCCGCGAAGGCUUGGUCCGCAGCGUGCCCGAGUCGGGUUUGAAGGUGGAUCUGAAUGUCAAAGUCACGCGCUUCCUGCUCGAGCCCCGUGGGGAUCUGCAAUCCGAGGGCUGGGAGAGGCUGUUGCCCGGGGCGCGCAUGAGUUUUGAUUAUAUGACCGGCAACCAUUUCCAGAUCACGCAGGCGCCUCAUGUAAGUUUUCCCCCGCGCCUUGAGAGAGCUGGAAUUUGGGAAGAUUCUGUUGCUGAUCGAUCAAUGUCUGCAGUCUCACAGUCUGGCAAAGCUGCUCGCCAAGGUCCUGGCAACUUAA
Lecanosticta acicola is the source of this 1171-nucleotide messenger RNA. The record is from the annotation of a GenBank genome assembly. Lineage: Eukaryota; Fungi; Ascomycota; Dothideomycetes; Mycosphaerellales; Mycosphaerellaceae.